This is a messenger RNA of Hydra vulgaris (swiftwater hydra), 2329 nucleotides long. RefSeq names its product chromatin assembly factor 1 subunit B. The record is from RefSeq and is a predicted model, not a curated record. Gene Ontology annotation, molecular function: protein binding. Gene Ontology annotation, cellular component: nucleus; CAF-1 complex. NCBI's taxonomy places the organism in Eukaryota, Metazoa, Cnidaria, Hydrozoa, Anthoathecata, Hydridae. Gene Ontology annotation, biological process: DNA replication-dependent chromatin assembly; nucleosome assembly.
UUUGAUACUUGUAUAUCUUUUUAAAUUGUUAUGAAUUAUAAAUUAGUUCUUAAACAAUUUAAAUAUCCUUUUUUUAGAACCAUAAAAUUAUAGGCUGCAGGUACCUUUUCAUCUUUUGGGUAUAUAGCCCAAUAAAAAUAGAAAUACGCAAAGGUACGUUUUUUUGAAUAUGAAGCUGUACACUCCGGAAAUAUCAUGGCAUCAAAAAGAACCUAUUUUCAGUGUCGAUUUUUGUCCAAACACAUUUAAGCUUGCUAGUUCCGGUGCUGAUUUUACUAUUAAGAUUUGGUUUGUUAAAGAACAAAAUGAAGACGAUAGAAGCAUAAGUAUUGAAUUUCUAGCAAAUCUUGACCGUCACGUGAAGCCAGUUAAUGUUGUGAGAUUUUCACCUAACGGAUUGCUUCUUGCUUCUGCUGGUGAUGAUGGUGCAAUUAUACUUUGGAAGCUAAAUGUCAACGAAAAACCAUCUUCAUCAUUUGGCAAAGAAGAAGAUGAAGAUAAAGAAUCAUGGAAUGUUUAUAAAAUGCUGAGAGGUCAUGUUGAGGAUAUUUAUGAUUUAGCAUGGUCUCCAGACAGCUCUCAGCUAAUUACUGGGUCUGUUGAUAAUAGUGCAAUCAUUUGGGAUGCCAACAAAGGUCAAAGUUUAAAAGUUCUUACUGACCACAAACACUAUAUUCAAGGUGUUUGCUGGGAUCCUCGGGGAUCAUAUUUAGUUACUCAUUCUAGUGACAGAACAUGUCGCAUAUAUACAGCCACUAAUCCUCGAUGUCUGGUUAAAUGCAAAUAUACACGCAUGUUUAUGGAUGAAACAAUGCAAUCAUUUUUUAGAAGGUGCUCAUACUCUACAGAUGGAUCGUUUUUAUUUCUUCCAGCUGGUUUAUGUGAUGGAAAUGAUAAGCCAAGGAUGACUACUUAUAUUUUUUCCCGUGAAUCUUACAGCAAACCUUUACGACACCUUCCUGGUCCAAAGAAAGCUACAUUGGCUGUAAAAUGUUCACCUGUUGUUUAUGAACUGAUAGUGGACAAAGAAAAUGUUAAUCCUUUAAAUGAAAAUGAUGAGUUUUCAGGUCUACCUUAUCGCAUGGUUUUUGCAGUUGCAAGUUUAGAUUCUGUUACAUUCUAUGACACUCAGCAUCAAUAUCCUAUUGGUUUUUGUGCUAACAUGCAUUAUGCUUCUCUUACAGAUCUUGCUUGGUCUUCUGAUGGCAAAUUAUUGGUAGUGUCUUCUACAGACGGUUAUUGUUCUUUUAUAAAAUUUAAUGAAGGAGAACUCGGAAUACCUAUUAAAUACAAUCCUAUUGAGUAUCAAAUUAAUAAAGCAGAAAUAAAAAAUUCAGCUAAAAAAAAAAAAGAAAAACAAGCUGAUGGAAUAAAACCUGAAAAGAAAAAUCCGGAAUUAACAGAAAAAAAAGAUUUAAAAGAAAAAGUAAAAAUUGACCGUAACCAAACAACAAUUGACAAGCUGUUUGUUACUCCUAUCAAAAAGCGCAAACGUUUAAGCAAUUCUGAAGAGAAAUCCAAAAUGAAUUCUGCAAAUGUAAUUGGGCAAAGCCCAAUUUCGGUGGACAUCUCAUCAACUGUGGUUGUUGAAAAAUGUUUGUCUGAAAGUUUUGGGAGUGCAAAAUUUGAAACUUCUCUACUAGUUAAUAAAAUAUCGAACUCAGAAGUCUCAAGUCCGUCAAGAACACCAGUCACAUCAUCAAAAUUACCUUUGACGUUAAAUCUUCCUUGUUGCGAAGAAAUCUCUGGCGACUUAAUAAAAAAAACAGUUAAUUCCAAUGAGUUAAAUCAAAACGAGUCUAAUUGUACUAAAAUAAUAUCACUUACCGCAAAUCAAAAUACAAAUAAACCUCCUAAACGAGUAAAUGUAACCACAUUGCAAACCUUUACAUCAACGGAUUUACCAGAACCAAAGCAGUCCCCUAAACAAAGACAAUCAAAUUUGCCUAUAUCAAAUGCUUUCUCACCAAAAAACCCUAAACGUGUUAAAGUUACAACGAUUUGCACAUAUAACGUACCAGAACAUAUUGCUGAUAGUGCUGUCAAAAAUGAUAAGUCAGAUAGUUUAAAAAUAAAUGGGUGUUAUCCAACUACUGAUCCAUCCGAACAUUCAGUUUCUCGUAACUCUAGCAGCGAUAUUGACUCGAAAGUUGGUUCCGAAUUAGUUACAGACUUGAAUGUUAAACAAAGUUCGAACAUUAAAUCAAACAGUGUCUCCAAUGAACUUGCAGAAAAACAAAACUUUGAAAAAACACUAGCAAAUGAUACCACAGCACUAAAAGAGAAUAGUGUUAUUGUAUUAGAUUAGAUAAGGUGCUUUAUAAACUUU